AUGCCAAGUGAGACAUCUGGUAACAACAAGGGCUCCGCCCAGUGCAAGUCCCUCGCCGGCGCCUGCAGCAUCGCUUUCCAGGGGUUCGAAGACGACUAUCUAUACAACGCGUAUACUUCCUAUGUUGCGUCGAUUGGCGAUGACGAUGCCAUUAAUUGGCUCUUUGCGCCUUUUGCGAAUAAUGGGCGUGCUAUUAUGUUCAGCUGUGAUGCUUGUGAAAUGCAAUUCCUCGCUAUAUUUACAUUUCAGCUGACCUACCAUAAAUUUUAA
Molecule: messenger RNA, 270 nt
Organism: Penicillium argentinense
Lineage: Eukaryota; Fungi; Ascomycota; Eurotiomycetes; Eurotiales; Aspergillaceae
Exons: 1
Coding region: 1-270 (89 amino acids)
Source: RefSeq, a predicted model, not a curated record